Messenger RNA from Grammomys surdaster, 1356 nucleotides. RefSeq names its product gasdermin-D-like. Gene Ontology annotation, molecular function: phosphatidylserine binding; phosphatidylinositol-4-phosphate binding; phosphatidylinositol-4,5-bisphosphate binding. The record is from RefSeq and is a predicted model, not a curated record. Gene Ontology annotation, cellular component: NLRP3 inflammasome complex. Gene Ontology annotation, biological process: defense response to bacterium; pyroptotic inflammatory response. Lineage: Eukaryota; Metazoa; Chordata; Mammalia; Rodentia; Muridae. The coding region runs from base 79 to 1356 and encodes 425 amino acids. The transcript is spliced from 11 exons.
UGUCUCCGGUUACUCCCGGGUUGAACAAACAAGAGACCCCUCCCCAGCACCCCAGCUCGUCCUUGCUUUGCUUGGAUCAUGACAUCAGCCUUUGAGAGAGAGAUAAAAAGUGUGAUCCAGGAGGUGGGCGACAGCAGAGGAGAUCUCAUCCUAGUGGACUGCCUUCGGGAUUCAACCAGCUUCAAGCCCUACAGCCUCCUGAGCAGGAGACUCUCAAGCUCAUGUUUCUGGAAACCCCGUUAUACAUUUCUCAACAUGUCAAUCAAGGACAUCCUGGAACCCAGUGCUCCAGAACCAGAACUGGAGUGUAUUGGCCACUUCCAAGUCUCUGAUGUCGUCGAUUGGAACAUUCAGGGCAGUGUGGUGAUGUCAGGCAUGGGAGAAGGGAGAAUUUCUGGUGAGGCUGCAGUGUCUGACAGUGCCAGGGUCCCCAUGAGUGUGUGUAUGCUGCUUGUGAAUCUGCAGACCUGGAUGAUGAUGCAGCGUGAAAGGCACCUGCAGCAGCCUGAGAAUACAAUCCUGCAACAGCUUCGGAGGCGUGGGGAUGAUGUGUUUGUCAUCACCAAGGUGCUGCAGACAAAGGAGGAGGUGAAGGUCACCCAGACCCACAGUCAGGAGGGCUCAGGCCAGUUUACAGUGCCUGGAGCCUCAUGCUUCAAGGGUGAAGACAAGGGCCACCAAAGCCAGAAGAAGAUGGUGACCCUUCCUCCAGGCAGCAUCCUUGCAUUCCAAAUGGACAAACUUGUCAUUGGCUUUACAUGGGGUACCCUUCUCCUCCCGAAUGAGAAACAGAGGACCUUUGAGCCCUACUCAGGCCACAGAAGAGGAGUGGACCGGGAGCGCCAUUGCUUUAAUCUGCUGACUGCACUACACUCCAUUGAUGGAAUCCCUGAGGAAGAAGAAUUCAGGGAAGACUUCCAAGGCCUGUGUGCAGAGGUGAAGGCUGGCUCCUUAGAACUUGGGAGAUUAAAAAUGGAGUUGAAACAACAGCUACUAGUGGACAUCGGGAGGAUUUUACAGGACCAGCCCGGCCUGGAAGCCUUAGAGGCCUCAGUGGAGCACAUCUUGGAACAGAACUCGCCAUGGCAGGGACAGAGGUCUUUGUCCCUGCCCUCCAGGCUCCUUGGGGACAGCUGGGAUGAGGAGGCUCCCACCUGGGUCUUGCUAGAAGAAUGUGGCCUAAGGCUGCAGGUGGAACCCCCCCAGGGGUUCCUGUUCAGAUGUGGCUACUUCCUGCUGAAGAGGAAUGGCAUGAGAGCUGCUAUCGUGGGGACUGGUGACCGCGUGGACGGCGCCCACAAAUCUGGAUACCAGGGCUGGCUCAACGAGGUUCAAGGCAGCUCCAUCGGCCUGUAG